AUGUUUAUAGCAGCGACUGGAGCUGCAAUCGUUGGGAGCCAAGCUACCAUAUCAGGGACUUAUUCAUUAAUCAAACAAGCUGUGUCUCAUGGGUGUUUUCCUCCAGUUAAAAUUGUUAACACUUCUAAGAAGUUUCUUGCUCAGAUCUAUUGCCCUGAUAUUAACUGGAUACUCAUGAUUGGUUGCAUCGCCGUCACUGCUAGUUUCAAGAACCAGAUCGAUAUCGGAAAUGCAUACGGGACUGCGGUUGUGAUCGUGAUGCUUGUGACCACAUUACUGAUGGUCCUGACCAUGCUUGUCGUGUGGCGGUGCCACUGGAUCCUUGUCCUUAUAUUCGCCCUUCUCUCGCUCGUGGUGGAACUGUCAUAUUUUUCGGCUGUGCUCUUAAAGAUUAAUGAAGGAGGCUGGGUUCCGCUCAUCAUAGCAGCAUUCUCUCUUUUGGUAAUGUUUGUUUGGAAUUACGUAACAGUCAAGAAGUAUGAGUUUGAAGUGCACAGUAGAGUUUCCAUGAGUUGGAUCCUCGGUCUCGGUCCCAGCCUUGGGCUUGUACGUGUCCCCGGGAUCGGGUUGGUCCACACUGAACUAGCGAGUGGUGUCCCUCACAUCUUCUCUCAUUUCAUCACUAACCUUCCCGCAAUUCACUCUGUCGUAGUCUUUGUCUGCGUCAAGAACCUUCUGGUAUACACCGUCCCUGAAGAAGAGAGGUUUCUUGUCAAAAGAAUCGGACCAAAGACAUUCCGAAUGUUUCGGUGCGUAGCCAGGUAUGGUUACAAAGAUCUACACAGGAAAGACGACAGAUUCGAAGACAAACUGUUCGAGAACCUCUUCUCGUUCAUCCAAAACGAGACAAUGAUGGAGUCAGAUUCAAACUAUAGCAACAGCGUGUAUCCCGUCAACUAUACACAAGAGUCCAGAGAUGAAUUGAUCAGUAACAACAAUAACAACCACGAUAGCAUCGAUAACAACAUGGUUAUGUUCUCAUCGAUGGUGGACUACAUGGACACUAUGAGUUUCAGUCAGAACAUCACGGUGGAGGAGGAGGAGGAGGAGGAGGAUGAGUUGGAGUUUCUAAAGACAUGUAAAGAGUCAGGGGUUGUUCAUAUCAUGGGGAACACUGUGGUGAAAGCAAGAAAAGGAUCAUUGCUUCCAAAGAAGAUAGCCAUUGAUUAUGUUUAUGCGUUUCUUGCUAAGAUUUGUAGGGAGAAUAGUGCUAUCUUGCAUGUUCCUCAUGAAACCCUUUUGAACGUUGGGCAAGUCUAUUAUCUUUAG
Messenger RNA from Brassica rapa (field mustard), 1269 nucleotides. RefSeq names its product potassium transporter 9-like. Lineage: Eukaryota; Viridiplantae; Streptophyta; Magnoliopsida; Brassicales; Brassicaceae. Gene Ontology annotation, cellular component: membrane. Gene Ontology annotation, molecular function: potassium ion transmembrane transporter activity. The record is from RefSeq and is a predicted model, not a curated record. Gene Ontology annotation, biological process: potassium ion transmembrane transport.